AUGCGUUCUACAAUUGCUUUAUCUGCCGCCAUCUCUGUUGUGGGUUUCGCUAGUGGUGUUCUAGCUACCCCUCCAGCUUGCUUGCUGGCUUGUGUCGCGCAGGUCACCAAGAAGUCGUCUACUUGCGACCUGGACGCAGUCUCCUGCGUGUGCGAGAAGCAGGCCGGCGAUGUCAAGAGCUGCUUGGACUCCGCGUGCCCUAACGGCGACGCGGACUCUGCGUACUCUGCUUUCAAGAGCUCGUGCUCCGAGCAAAACGCCUCUGUGAGCUCUGCUUCUUCUUCCGCGUCGAAGAGCUCUUCCGCCUCUACUUCUCACAGCUCUUCCUCCUCUUCUGCGUCGAGCACCUCGUCUGCUUCCAAGAGCUCUUCUGCUUCUAGCACUUCUGCUUCUGCUUCCAGCAGCUCCAGCUCUGCUUCACCUUCUAGCAGCUCUGCUUCACCUUCUAGCAGCUCCGCUUCAUCUUCUAACAGCUCCGCUCCAGCUUCUAGCAGCUCUGCUUCUGCUUCCGGCACUUCUGCUUCUGCUUCCAGCAGCUCCAGCUCUGCUUCCCAGAGCUCUUCUGCCCCUGCUUCUAGCUCUUCUGCCCCAGUGUCCAGCUCUUCCGCUGUUUCAUCCACUGCAAUUAGCUCUUCCACAACCCCGUCCUUUUCAUCCUACUCUUCGGCCACCUCUUCAUCUAGCUCCGAGGUUGUUAUUUCUACCCAAACCGAUGCCGCUGGCGCUCUAGGUGUUGGGUCCGGUUUGGUGGGCGGUUUGUUGGUCGCUGGUAUGCUAUUGUAA
Lachancea thermotolerans CBS 6340 is the source of this 783-nucleotide messenger RNA. RefSeq names its product Ccw14p (gene CCW14). Bases 1 to 783 code for a protein of 260 amino acids. NCBI's taxonomy places the organism in Eukaryota, Fungi, Ascomycota, Saccharomycetes, Saccharomycetales, Saccharomycetaceae. The record is from RefSeq and is a predicted model, not a curated record. The transcript has a single exon.